Molecule: messenger RNA, 679 nt
Organism: Papilio machaon (common yellow swallowtail)
Lineage: Eukaryota; Metazoa; Arthropoda; Insecta; Lepidoptera; Papilionidae
Gene: ND-B14.7
Product: NADH dehydrogenase [ubiquinone] 1 alpha subcomplex subunit 11
Exons: 2
Coding region: 81-593 (170 amino acids)
Biological process (GO): mitochondrial respiratory chain complex I assembly
Source: RefSeq, a predicted model, not a curated record
UCUAACAGUGUCACUGUCAAACAAUCAAAUGGUAUUGUGUAACUUCUUUUCGAAAAAGUUGUGCUAAUCAUACAAUAAUAAUGUCGUUACUUACUUACAAAUACUACGAUACGCCGGAGGGUGAAGAUAUUUAUAAAAAAGUAUUUGUAACAGGCAAAUAUGCUACCUUGACGGGUCUUGCUGUGGCUUCGUUCGAUGUUCUUAUGUUCUCUCAUCCAAAAGGUAUCCUGAACACUACAGGGCGAUACAUGUUUUACCUUGGCCCUUUGGUCGGUAUGGCCACGGCAUUUACAGUUACAGCAAACGUUGCUCAAAAAAUUAGAGGGAAAAACGAUGGCGUUAAUUACUUCUUGGGAGGAGCAGCGGCGGGUUCAAUUUUGAGCGCUUGGACAAGAUCUCUGACUAUUGCUUUGCCAGCGGCUUGUGUACUGGGAGCUGCCGCCCUUGUAAAGAAGGCUGCUGUUGAUGGUGGCUGGGUUCUUAUGCCCAGUAUACCUCCUAGUGCUACGAAAACAAUUCAAUCGGUCAGACACGACUGGACAAUGGUUAACGAUAUAGAUACGCUUAAGACAUGGACCACAGGUAACAAGUGAGGAGGUGGAAACUAGAACUUCCAACUACCAGUAGUGUGUACAUACAAUCAAUGCUGUAAAAGUGAUGUUAAAUUAUAUGCUUUAAA